Molecule: messenger RNA, 2028 nt
Organism: Neltuma alba
Lineage: Eukaryota; Viridiplantae; Streptophyta; Magnoliopsida; Fabales; Fabaceae
Product: alcohol dehydrogenase class-3
Exons: 7
Coding region: 1021-2028 (335 amino acids)
Biological process (GO): formaldehyde catabolic process
Cellular component (GO): cytosol
Molecular function (GO): zinc ion binding; alcohol dehydrogenase (NAD+) activity; S-(hydroxymethyl)glutathione dehydrogenase [NAD(P)+] activity
Source: RefSeq, a predicted model, not a curated record
UCUGCAGAGUGAAGUUGAAUAAAUAUAAUGUCAAGCAGCUCACAAGUUAUAACUUGCAAAGGUAUCAUAUACCAUAAUCCCAAUCUGGCAGUUUCAAUUUCGUUCUUCCUGAUUACUCUAAUGCCCCGUUUGGUAUCAUGAAAGAGCUUUGGAAAGCAGAAGCGGAAGUAGAAUUAGAACUGGUAGAAGUGAGAUUUAAAACAUGUUUGAUAGGAUGAUGAAAGUGAUAUAUAAUUUUUAAUUAAAAUAUGUAUCUGUAAUUUGAAAAUACCGAAAUUUGCAAAGAAAAUCUCUCCACCUCCACCUAGUGUCAACCUCUGUACCCCACCUUCAUCUGAUCGCCAUCCUCGCCGGCAGAGCAAGAUCCAAAAGAACAAAUGGAAGGAACUGGAAACAAUACAUGGAUGCAAUAAUCUCCAAGUCAAAGCAAGAGCGAGGUCGAAGCAAACAAAGUCGUGAAAAAGAAAAUUCACAACUUCAAACCAGAUGUUAGUUUUAUCGAACCAGAUCUGAAGAACUAAACUCAGAUCAAAGCAUUUUCAACCACCUGGCUGAAUCGCGUUUGCUGGUGACGAUAACGGCGUCAAGCUCUUUGCGGGAGAUGAAUAUGGGGUCGUGUUCGCUGCUGGAAGGCGAGUUCAUGUUUGUUGCCAUCGCGAAUGGAAAGCCCACCGUGGCCGUCGCAAGAGGAGGACCAUGCCGCCGUCGAUGAAGGAGGACUAUGUUGCCGUCGCCGUGGAGGCUCGUCACCGGCAGAGGACCAGUGGACGUUGGGUGGGAGGAAUAGAGGAAGAAGACGAUAAGAUGGGGGAGGGGCAAAAACGGUCAGAGUUUCAGUUCCAUGGGACUGGAACUCAGUUCUCAUGGGGGGGCUAUGGAAGUGGCAGUUCCCAGAUUUGAUGGAAUUGGCACUUCCAUAGAAGCCAGUUCAAGGGGGCAAUAUGUUGGGGAAAAGGAGAGGGAGUGAAAGUUGAAGAGAUACAAGUAGACCCUCCUAAAGCCUCUGAAGCCCGAGUUAAAAUGCUCUAUGCCAGUUUGUGCCACACAGACAUCUUGAGGAGUCGAGGAUGCCCAUAUCCAGUUUUCCCUCAAGCACUGGGGCAUGAAGGCGUAGGGGUUGUGGAGAGCAUAGGGGAGAAAGUGACAGAUCUCAAAGUUGGAGAUAUAGUGAUUCCAAUAUAUAUUGGGGAGAGUGGAGAAUGUGAGGUCUGUGUUUCAGGGAAAUCAAACUUAUGCGUGAGAUAUCCUCUAAGAGUGAAUGGCCUUAUGCCCGAUGAUACAUCAAGGAUUUCCAUAAGAGGACAGAAAGUGUACCAUGUGUUUAGCUGCUCAACAUGGUGUGAGUAUAUGGUUAGUGAUGAGAACUACCUUAUGAAAGUUGAUCCAAGUAUUGAUUUGGCUCAUGCUAGCUUCAUCUCUUGUGGAUUCUCUACUGGUUUUGGGGCUGCUUGGCAGACAGCCCAAGUUCAAAGUGGAUCAUCUGUGGUUGUUUUUGGCCUUGGAGCUGUUGGGUUAGGGGCGAUAAGUGGAGCCAAGAUGAUGGGAGCAACUAAGAUAAUAGGUGUUGACAUCAAUGAGAAGAAGAGAGAAAAGGGGAAAGCUUUUGGAAUGACAGAAUUUAUAAAUCCUAAGGAUCACUCUGAUAAGCCUUCUUCUCAGUUGGUGAAGGAUCUUACUGGUGGAUUAGGUGUGGAUUAUGCCAUUGAGUGCACUGGUGUUGCCCCUCUGCUCACUCAAGCCCUGGAAUCCACAAAAGUGGGGGGAGGAAAGGCAAUAGUAAUCGGUGCAGGAACCGAGGAAUUUGUGCAGGUGAACUGGUUAGGUCUUCUUCUUGGAAGAACUUUAAAGGGUUCUGUUUUUGGAGGCUUAAAACCAAAAUCUGACCUUCCUGUUUUAGCUGCCAAAUGCCUAAACAAGGAUAUCUCUCUUGAUGAACUUCAGACCCAUGAAAUCCCUUUAACAGAGAUAAGCAAAGCAUUUGAGAUAUCAAAACAGCCAGAAUGCGUCAAAGUUAUCAUCAAGAUAUGA